AAAUGGGAUUUUCUAUUUUUUUUUUCCUGUCCAAAUAUAGAAAUCAAUACUGAAAAAAAAAUUGUUCGCACGAUUAAUAUACAUAAAAUAUAACACGUGCCAGUAUCUAAAUUAAUAGUGACACGUGUAGCUUUCGAACGCAAUAAUCUCUCUUCUCCGCUCCUCGCCGAUGAGCUUUCCCUUCCUCCUCCUUCGUCUCCUUCCCCGCCCCUCGCUGCGCCUAUUCCAUUCUCCACCGCUAGAAAAACUCCACAUUUCCUCCGGACACCGCCUGCACUCGCGCUUUUCGUCUCCCCCAUCGCAUGCGACGCUGAUCAUCUCGAAGUAAGGAAAAAAAUGGUGGAGCGGAAGGAGCACCGCCGCCGCCUCCUCCUCGCCCUCUUCUUCUUCUUUCUCGGCUUCCGCCGGAUCAAAUGCCGAUCGGACACUUCCUCCGAAGACGCAGACGCCAUGUUUGCUCUUGCGCGAGCCCUCUCCGGUCUCCCCUCCUCCUGGAAGCCCGGCUCCGACCCCUGCUCCUGGGACGGCGUCAGCUGUUCCGCCGGCCGCGUCACCGGCAUCAACCUCGCUUCCCGCGGCGUCUCAGGCUCCCUACCUCCCUCUAUCGGCUCCCUCUCGGCGCUUACCACCCUCAACCUGCCGCGCAACCGCCUCUCCGGCCCUCUCCCUCUCCUUCCCAACCUCUCCUCCCUCCAAUCCGUCUCCUUCGAGGACAACGCUUUCGAGUCGCUCCCCGACUCCUUCUUCGCCGGACUCAUCGACCUUCAAUCCAUCACCCUCGACAACCUCCCCCUCGCGCCGUGGAGCCUCCCCCGCGACCUUGCCUCCUCCGCCGGCCUCGUUGAGCUAUCCGCCGCGAAUUGCUCUCUCUCCGGCUCCAUCCCUGACUUCCUCGGCUCCCUCCCCAGCCUCCGCGUUCUCCGUCUCGCUUACAAUCACCUCUCCGGCACCCUACCCCCUUCUCUUGCUGGCUCCGGCCUCCAGCAGCUCCUCCUCAACAGCCAGCAGUCUUCCAGCUUGCUCUCUGGUCGCAUCGACGUCAUUGGCGCCAUGCCUCAGCUAAUCGUCUUCUGGAUUCAGUCCAACGCCUUCACCGGCCCCAUUCCCGACGUCUCCAACCUCACCGCCCUCGAGUCCUUCAACGCCCGCGAUAACGCCCUCACCGGCGUCGUCCCUGCCUCCUUCGCCGCCACCCUCACCCUCAAGAACGUCUCCCUCUCCAAAAACAUGCUCCAGGGCGCUUUCCCGCAGUUCGCCAGCAAAUCCGUCUCCGUCGACAUCGACAAGGGCAAUCAAUUCUGCAGCCCGGCACCCGGUCCCUGCGAUCCCCGCGUCACCAUGCUGCUCGACAUCGCCGCCGGGUUCGGCUACCCCCUCCUGCUCGCCAAGUCGUGGAAGGGCAACCAGCCCUGCGGCGCCAACUGGCUCGGCGUUACCUGCGACGCGCAGGGCAACGUCAUCGUCCUCAACUUUGCUAACCAGCACCUGGGCGGCGAGAUCUCGCCGGCCUUUUCCAAUCUCACCUCGUUGCGGCAGCUGUUCCUCAGCAGCAACGACCUCGUCGGCUCGAUUCCCGCGAGCUUGACGCAGCUCCCGCAGCUCCAGCUGCUGGACGUCACCAACAACAGCCUCUCGGGCAAGGUGCCCACCUUCCGCACCUCUGUCACGCUCAAGCUCGAAGACAACCCCAAGCUCGGAGACGACUCUGGCUCUCUGUUCAGCUCAACGUCGUCCCCUGCAGCCCUGAUUGUUGGUUUGAUCGUCGCCUUCGUGGUUCUCCUUGCUUGCGCAGCAGCAUUGCUCUUCCAUUGCCGCAAGAAGAAUCAAAGCAAGAAAUUUGAGCGCAUAGCGUCCGAUUCAACGUCAUUCAAAAUCGGAUUGGAUGGAUUGAGCAAAGGCAGUGGAGGCAUUUCCUCGGGCAGCAUCACGAGUUCGGAUCAGUACUCCACUGAAGCUCAAAGCAUGCACAUCUCAAUUCAAUCCCUUCGAAGGGCCACCGACAACUUCAGCGACGCCAAUAUCUUGGGCAGAGGAGGGUUCGGCUUAGUGUACAAAGGCGAUCACAAUGGAACGACGAUCGCCGUGAAGAGAAAUGGAUAUGACAGUACGGGCAACAAGGGACAUGAGGAAUUCAAAGCAGAAAUUGAAGUUCUUAGAAAGGUUAAGCACAAGAACUUAGUCGCACUUGUUGGUUUCUGCGACGAUGACCGUGAGAAGCUUUUGGUGUAUGAGUACAUGGCCGGAGGAACCUUGACGGAGCACCUGUUCCAGUGGCAGAGUAGCGGCGAGCCACCGUUGAAUUGGAAUCAGCGGCUCGUCAUUGCUCUGGAUGUUGCUAGAGCAAUAGAAUACUUGCAUAGCCUUGCUCAAGAAAGUUACAUACACAGAGAUCUAAAACCUUCUAACAUACUCUUGGACAAGGAUUUGAGGGCUAAGGUUUCGGAUUUUGGACUAGCGAAGCUUGCCGCCGAUGAUCAAAAGUCCAUGCAGACCCGACUAGCCGGCACAUUUGGGUAUCUUGCACCUGAAUAUGCAAAAUCUUAUUGUAACAGCCACAGGAAGGGUGUCGACUAA
Molecule: messenger RNA, 2574 nt
Organism: Zingiber officinale
Lineage: Eukaryota; Viridiplantae; Streptophyta; Magnoliopsida; Zingiberales; Zingiberaceae
Product: receptor protein kinase TMK1-like
Exons: 2
Coding region: 337-2574 (745 amino acids)
Biological process (GO): protein phosphorylation
Molecular function (GO): protein kinase activity; ATP binding; protein binding
Source: RefSeq, a predicted model, not a curated record